GUCAAUCCCUCUGGUUGUUCACGCUGUCGUCAUCAUCAUCAGUGCCCCGGUCUGCGUUGUUUUUUAACGGUACGUCUGUUUAUGUUUGUUUCGCCAGAUGUGUCCGGUGUAGCUGAAGCUUAACGGGGAGCCGCUCGGUGUUCUCCGUCCCGAGAGGGAUUCACCUUCAGGCUGCUGCCGUUGAGCGAGAUGUACGAAGAAAAAAGGCGCUCGAGUGGUUUAAAUUCGGGGUCACUCAAAGGGGGCCAACCGACAGAACGCCGAGGAACAGCAGCUCGCGCUCGUUAAGUUGUGUCCACAUGUCGCGUUAACGGGAGGGAAACCCCCGUUUAGUCCUCCGGUGUGCUUCGGCUUCGGUUCCCAGGACGCCGCCUCCUCCUCAGACGCUCCUCCUGGCGUUGACACUGAUGUCGCCACUGUCACCUGGUCACAAGGAACCUGGCCCGAGAUGCAAGGAGGCGUCUUCUUGUCAAUGUGUAACUCUCUGAGCGGACAGACGCGGUGCUGAGUCACGGAGGUGACCCGAGACCUGCUGUGGUCCUGGAGCUCUGAAGACCUGUAUCUGACUGCUGUGGUCCUGGAGCUCUGAAGACCUGUAUCUGACUGCUGUGGUCCUGGAGCUCUGAAGACCUGUAUCUGACUGCUGUGGUCCUGGAGCUCUGAAGACCUGUAUCUGACUGCUGCUGCUUUAUUGCGUUGGUUUGAGCGCUGUCGACGUAGCCGCUGAGGGCGCGUGCUUUAAGUCUGUUAUCUCCCACGAGCCACGAUGUCGGACACGGAGAGGUCUCUGCCAGCCCUCAAGAAACUCAGCUAUGCGGUGGGCCACUUUCUGAACGACCUGUGUGCCUCCAUGUGGUUCACUUACCUCCUGGUGUUCUACCACUCAGUCCUGGGAUUCAAAAACACGUAUGCAGGUGUGUUGCUGCUGGUUGGCCAGAUAGCUGAUGGCAUCUGUACGCCUCUCAUUGGCUACGAGUCAGACCGAACCCCUGGCUGUGGCAACUAUGGCAAGAGGAAGACCUGGCAUUUAGUUGGUACACUGAGCGUGCUGCUGUCAUUCGCCUUCAUCUUCAACCAGUGCCUAGGCUGUGGCUCCCUCACCCCUCAGUGGGCCAGUCUGACCUACUUCAUCCCGUUCAUCAUGGUGUUUCAGUUCGGCUGGGCCGCCACUCAGAUCUCCCACCUGGCUCUCAUUCCAGAGCUUGUCACCUGUGAGCACGCUAAAGUAGAGCUCACUGCAUACAGGUAUGCAUUCACAGUGAUAGCCAACAUCACAGUGUAUGCAGUGGCUUACCUGCUGUUCCACAUCCAGGCCGGUCAGGAUGACGACCCGCUCAGUGAGGAGCUCGGGCCACAAGAUAUCAACGUCUUCCGGAAUCUGGCGCUGAUUGUGCUGGCCAUCGGCGCUCUCUUCUCCCUCCUCUUCCACCUGGGAAUCAAAGAGAGGAGGCCCGGAGCAGACGGGGAGGCUGGAGAAGAGCAGGGGAGGAAGAGGAUGGAAGACGAAGAUGAAGAGGCAGAUGAGGGGGAGGGGGUACCGGGGGGGCUCCAAUAUAAGACCUCCCCUUGUGUUCUUCUGCAGUGGAAAUGUUGGCUGCAGCAGCCUUCUUUCUACCAGGUGGCCUUGCUCUACAUGUCCACCAGGUUAAUGGUCAACCUGUCUCAGACGUACAUCUCCAUGUAUCUCAUCAACACUCUGGGGCUGCCCAAGAAGUUCAUCGCCACGAUCCCAUUAGUGAUGUACCUGAGUGGCUUCCUGUCCUCCUUCAUCGUGAAGCCCGUCAGUAAACUCAUUGGUAAAUGUCUCACCUACUUUGUGGGCCUGCUUCUGAUCAUGGCCUUCUCCUACUGGGUGCUUCUGGAUGACAAGAUGGGUGAGCGGGUGUACGGGGCGGCUGUGCUGCUGGGGGCGGGGUCAGCCACCAUCCUGGUCAUAUCGCUAGCCAUGACCGCCGAGCUCAUCGGCGGCCAGACGCAAAGUGCAGCGUUUGUCUAUGGAGCCAUGAGCUUCACUGAUAAGGUGGCUAAUGGAGCGGCCGUGAUGAUCAUUCAGGCUCUGCAUCCUUGCCAUACCGUGGCGUGCUGUCCAGCCUGCGUGUGGUUCUAUCAUUACAUCAUGGUCAUAGCAACGGGAGGCGUGGCAGUCGUCGCAGCUUUGGCGCUCUGCUCCAUACUCAUCUGGCCAAUCAGGAUCAGACCACGUGGUCAGCUACUCAUCUCUGAAGAUGAAUCCACAGUCAACUAACAGCCCCUCCCCCACCUUUUCCCUACAACUGACCCCGUCCCAUCAGCACACCAGGAAGCAGGACCCUGGAGAGGCCUCAGCUGGACAGGAAGAGUCCUGUCUGACUGCUCGACUGGUGCACUGGCUGCGGCACAUAUAGCCCUCUGAUAAUAUCACAUGGUACACGGGGGGUCCACAGGAGCUGAGAAGGGACAUUUUAGUUCUAGCCAUGUUCAACAUGGGUCCGGUUUUCCCAUCAUUUCCCCAAAAAUCUUUUGAUCUCAGUCUGUUAAUAAAUAAAAUUAUCUGGUUAAUUUAUCUCCUGCCGUUGAAGAUACGGCCCAAACGUUCUCAGCUGGUGCGGACGGUCUUCUGAUACUAUCCCAUCGUUCUGUUUUAUGUCCUAAUAUUGUGUCGACGUGUUCCCUCACACAGUGAGCGUGAACACGCUGUGAGGUCGGUUCAACCGUACAGAACUCUGGAAGAUGAGGAGCACCUUGCUCCUCAUCUUCUCUUCAUCGCGACUCGCUCACACGGCACUGAGCUUCAGAGGAAAGGGAGCUGCUGUUCCUACGCACAUCGUGACCAGGAAAAGGAUGAUGAAAGGAACCAGAUGCAUUAUGGGGUGCAGUCGAGCUUCAUUAACGACUCAACAAAACCACUACUUUUAAACAGGCACUGGAAACUGACCGGCGUGGUGAGGGAGUCAAAGCUGCAACGCACUGAAACAGGAAGUCAGAAGAGCUUCACUUGAAUGGACACACACACACACACACACACACGUCUCAGCUGAUUGAGAGGCUGUGUGACAUCAUUCACUGGAGAGCCUGCGAAGACGACCUUCAGUGGUCAAUCUGCUGCUGGGGGUCUACUGGGAUCCAGUAGGCGUACUGGGACACGUCGUUGUGGAUCAGCUGGGUUAGCGCUGGUAUUUGGGGGCGUUUCCUUCAUGGAACUAAUCAUUCUUGUGAUAUUUCAGUUCUUUUUCAUUUUUCAUGUUUUACCUCUUCAUGAUCACAGACCAAAUGUAAUAUGGUGUCAAAGAAUAUUUUUACAAUCAAAAGAAACUUGAAUAGCAGAAUUGUAUUUUAUAUAAAAUGACUUUAAAAGGGAUCAGCUCUAAAUUAUGUGUAUUAAUAUGAUGUAAUGUGUGAAUACCAAUAUGAGGGAAUUAUACUGGUACAUUAACAGAACCUGUCGGACCAAUGCGUGAUAAUCUGUCUGAUACUUGAUGUUUUUAUUUCCUUGUUAUGUCUUGUGACUUCUGAUUGUUGCUGUUUUGUUAAGACGCUCAUUAAACACAUACCAUGA
Messenger RNA from Cyclopterus lumpus (lumpfish), 3535 nucleotides. RefSeq names its product major facilitator superfamily domain-containing protein 12-like. The coding region runs from base 767 to 2245 and encodes 492 amino acids. Gene Ontology annotation, biological process: carbohydrate transport. NCBI's taxonomy places the organism in Eukaryota, Metazoa, Chordata, Actinopteri, Perciformes, Cyclopteridae. Gene Ontology annotation, molecular function: symporter activity. The record is from RefSeq and is a predicted model, not a curated record. Gene Ontology annotation, cellular component: membrane. The transcript has 11 exons.